CGGGGGCAUUUUGUUUUGUUUUCAAUUGUGAGAUGGUUGGUCGGUAUGAACUGUUUCGCGUGAAUAGCAAGUUGCAACUCGAUAAACACGUUGACCAUCGACGAAUUCACUCAGUAUGACUGAACAGUUAAUGAUCUAUAACUGCUUCAUUGCACAUGUCGCGGUAUUCCUGUCUAUAGCCCAAAGUGCCUACCAGCUCCAACCGGCUCCCAAGGUGGAAGCUACCAUUGGAACCUCUAAGGUCUUUAGCACCGCUGUCGAAUUGCCAGCCAACUCGACAACACAAUUCACUGCUUUGGGCAUUGGUGCAACGUUGCGGUAUUUAGUGUUUGAAGUGCACACACAAGUUGAACCUGUGACUCUCUCUUAUCACUCGGAUUACCCAUCAAAAGUUACUGACAGUGACAGUGGAACAAACUGUGGCCUCGUGUCGCUUUUGGAUGCCUUUUCUGUAGAGGCAACAACGUUUAUCCACAACCCUCUCAAUAAAAAUGUCAGUGCACUGCUCGUAGUUCUCUCACAUGGACAAGAAGAUCCGAUUCCAGGUGGUUGCAACAUGGAGUUCCCAGUGGAGAUAUCUCCAUUUCUGCGUCUCUCAGUCAGCAGAGCAGACGUGACAGUGGAGUUCCAGCACGCCAGCAAAGGAUAUCCACGCGACGGGGCACAGCCGCACUGUGAUCGUGGGCUCUCUAAUUUUCACUAUCAGAUCUACGUGUACUAUCUGAACCAGCGAGACUACACCGAACUACAUUACUUUGAUGGGAUAUCUCGCAUGAUUGAUGCCCAGUCCAUCAAGGAGAACGCCCAUGCCGUGCACGGACACCGUGAGAUUCCCCAAACGAGAGCUCUGCUUCUCUCGUACCCUGGUGAGGGUGCCGUCUUCAACAUCAUAGUGCGCUAUGAAAGUCCUGAUGGUGAAGUGCGGGAAGCAGCUUAUGUGCCCAUUGCGACAUACGGCUGCACAUGGUUUGCACGAGAGAAAGGCUGCGAACAAAUGAGUGGAGGACUCGGCAUGGUGUUUGCCAUUGUGAUCACGCUAGUGGGGCUGAUCAUAUGCUUUAGAGGACAUCGCCUAUUCACAUUCAGUAUGUUCUUUUUCGGAUUCCUCGCGUUUGCUUUGAUGUCCUUCAUGCUACUGACAAAGUACGGAAGCUUUUCUGACACAGAUCGGGACGUCCUGACAUUCGUUGGUGGAGCUCUCGGUGGUAUCUUGUGGAUGGGGUUCUGGUGGUUCCUGGGAGUUCCAGUCAUAUCCAUCAUCCUCUCCGGUCUAGUCUUUGGAUUCCUCAUGGCUUCUACGUUGCUUUUUACACCCUUUGGUGACUCCUACUUCCUGAAGAGUGACUUCAUAUACUGGAUGUUCCUCAUCUGUAUUAUGCUCAUAAUUGUGAUACUGCUCCUUCCAGUCACAAAGUUUCUGAGCAUUUUGUCUUGUGCGGUGGUCGGCGGGUAUUGCUCCAUCAUUGCACUCGAUCUGUACCUCAAGACAUCUCUGUCCUUCAUAAUACUGAACGUCCUGAAAAGGUCCCUGAUUGAAGGUGGAUACCACGCAAGUAAUGAGGUACCUUUCCAGGCAAAUGAUGUGAUACUUUCUCUCACGUGGGCUACACUCUGCAUACUGGGGCUACUACUGCAACUUCGUUUUGAGCGAGACCGGCCACCAUUCCCACAGUCCCCGUAUCGGAACUGGCUCCGUGAGCGAGCCCGCCGUGCGGGUCGACGCAUUGCGGCUACGUGUACAUGCCGGGCGCCACAGGCUUCGCCUAGUGCCCCUCCCUUCCGCUCUGAGACAGAUCCAUUGCUAGGUGGGUCUGGACACACAGUGAGGCAGUACAACACAAUGCCAGAGCCACCACCUCCAUAUUUCAAUGACUGAGCAUUGAUGUGGUGCUGGCAAAAUGGUGUGCAUGCAAAAGUUCAGGUCAGUGCAGAGCGCUGAAAGCAGCCGUGCUGUACCAUUGUGGUUUCCCGUUGGGCUGUGAAGCCAUCGUUGGACGCACUUGCAUUUUUGAACUAACGAUCAAACGAAUUUAAUAGAGUGCCUACCUCGAUGGGUGUCUGUAUGUGGCGCAUGUGCCUACCUCUAUAUGUGGUGCAUGUUCUGCUGUCACAGCUCAUCGCAACUGCCUGGAUGUUUAGCAGUUGCCAACAAAUUUACAAUGAUGUUUCACUUUUACGCUUUAUGUGUGGUUGUUUGUGUGUAACCACUCACUGCAUUGUUAGCACACCAAAACUUCCUUUGUGAGCAAAGGAAUGAGCAGGUGCGGCUGUCCUUUUAUAGUCGUGCACACUGCUACAAGAGCAUGCUGGUACCGUCUUAGGAAGAUGGCUACGUUACCGACAUGUGAUGUUGGCUCGUGCUUUUUAUUUUAUGAGUACUUCAGUAACACAUUCCUUAUCAACGUUUGUAUUACGGUCACAGGCAGAGGCCACAGUAUGUUAUAUCUACUAGUCAUGCUAUAGGCAUUUUCCUUUUAUACUGUUUGGAAUGUGUAUUAUAGUGCAAAGUAUACUGCCACUUGGAGAAUACCAAUUGGUGAGGAUGCCACUGUCUCCAAGUAAAUGAUUUGAGAAUUCAGAGCACUUUUAACAACUUCACUGCAUUGAUCAAUGGUUUCUGUGCCUUUAUGAACAUUAGAAGUCCAUGUGCGACGUCUUAUUGCAUACGAACCAGGUUAUGUGAGCUGGAAAUGCAGAAUGUAUACGCAUGUUCUAGACUAAUCUAAUUGUCGAUUUCUGCAAAAUUAGGUAUGAACACCGACAACGGUAUUGCAAGGCAGCACCAGUGUCUUGUAUGCAUAUUUAAUGUUCAGUACUAAGUUUGUACAAGUUCUUAUUUUCUGAAAAAGUAGGUUGAGUUUAUUCUGAACAGAGUUCAAAAAGAGCUUUUUUUUUUAUUUCCACUAGUCUUGGCUGUAAAGUUCCAACAAUUCCAUUUGUUGUUUGCAUUACAUCUUAAGUGUGGUUUGUUCAACAACUUUAUACACACAGUGUUUUACAAGGAGGCCAAAGAGUUCUGGGUCACACAGAAACAGAAAUUUUGUUGAAAAGAAAACAAACUGAAGAGGUUGGACACCAUUUUCUCGCAUAAUAACUUUUCGUUUUUAUAGGAAGUUUGAUCUGUCUGAGUGGUUAUGUUGGCAAUUGUACAAGGCAUGUCCAGUUCAACUGUGUUCCAAUAAACUAGGAGUUUGCAAAACUG
Molecule: messenger RNA, 3202 nt
Organism: Ornithodoros turicata
Lineage: Eukaryota; Metazoa; Arthropoda; Arachnida; Ixodida; Argasidae
Product: transmembrane 7 superfamily member 3-like
Exons: 10
Coding region: 116-1876 (586 amino acids)
Biological process (GO): negative regulation of programmed cell death
Cellular component (GO): plasma membrane
Source: RefSeq, a predicted model, not a curated record